GAUAAGAACCUAUGGCACCCACGUGGGGAGCCUGCUUAACAUUCCUUCUAGAUAGUGAUUGGAUAACAUGAUGAUGAUUGACAAGAUAACGGGACAUACUGUGGUCUUCACGCGUACAAUUGGUUGCUUAUACUUAUUAUUCCUCCUUUAUUUUAAUGCUUACUUACUUUUUUAUUAAUCGUUUUCCUUCUGACUACCCCCAGCACCCUGGUCUAAGAUCCCUGGAGAAGACGUAUCAAGAUCCUGUAGUUUUUUUAUGUUCAGUACAUACCGUAAUUCAUCUCGAGCUAUUGUCUAUUGAAACUACACAUCCCAGUGACAUGAGUGAGUGAUUUCCGUUAUAUAAUAACGUUCUACGACUGGAUGCUUCCAAACCCGCAGUUAAAAGGUGUAAGUCUACCCAGACGCGGAUGAUCACAGUGCAGGCGCGGGAUCUCUGUGGACCUGGAUUGAAACUAACGGACAUAACGGUUUCUAAAGGGACGCAUCAACGGCACAGCAACUGUUUUUCUGCAAAUGAAUUUGAACAAGAUUAAGCCAAUGCUGUAAUGAGGAGAAAGUGACAAUAAGAAAUCUGUCGGGAAAAAAACGAUUCGAGAACAUACAUUGUUUAAAGAAAGAAAACCCUUUCUCAGGUGGCAGGAGCGCUACGGGAUUGUAGCCUAUUGAAACUCAGCAUGAACAAAUUCUUUACAGUCGUGUCCAUCUGCAAAUUACAACAAGACAGUUGUCUGGAAGCCAGAAGAGUGUUGUAAUCAGCUGCCAAUAGGCUUUGUAUUGGACAGGUUAAUUAGUAGAAUGUCUAAUUGGUUUCGGCGGAGGUUUGGAGAUUUUCCAGCGGUUGUCCACAGCCGUAGCGGCUCUCAGCCGUUGUAGCUACCCGCUGGUCGUUCAUAGAACCCUGCAAGGAUCAAUACGUGUUCUCCCUGUUCAUUGUCUUGGUGGAUGAACUUAAACAUAUUAUUAAUGAUUCGAGACCUGAGCAAGAUGUACCCACAGGCACGGCACCCGGUGCCUCACCAGCCAGGUCAACAGUUCAAGUUCACUGUGUCGGAGUCUUGUGAUCGCAUCAAGGAGGAGUUCCAGUUUCUACAAGCACAGUUUCACAGUCUGAAAUUGGAGUGUGACAAGCUAUCCAGUGAGAAGACUGAGAUGCAGAGACACUAUGUAAUGUACUAUGAGAUGUCUUAUGGACUCAACAUUGAGAUGCACAAACAGGCUGAGAUGGUGAAGCGACUGAAUGCCAUCUGUGCUCAGGUCAUCCCGUUCCUCUCUCAAGAGCACCAGCAGCAGGUGGUCCAAGCGGUGGAACGGGCAAAGCAAGUCACCAUGGCUGAACUCAACGCUAUCAUCGGGCAGCAACUCCAGGUCCAGCAGCUGUCCCAUGGUGGCCACUCCCUUCCAGUGCCCCUGACGCCUCACCCGGCGGGACUCCACCCCCCUCUGCCCCCCCUUCCCAGUGCUGGCAGCACCAGUCUCCUGGCCCUCUCCUCAGCGCUCGCUGCCCACCAGCUACCCUUUAAAGAUGACAAGAAACAUCACGACAACAACAAAAACGUCAACGAGCAGCAUCACCACAGAGAAAGAGACUCAGUAAAGAGUCUGUCUGUGUCCCCAUCGGCUGGGUUCCGACCUGGAGAGAAGCAUCGGAGUUCAGGAGACUUCACCUCUGACAGCAAGAAACAGAAGAUGGAUGACAAAGAGUUAACCUCCACACGAUAUGACAGUGACGGGGAGAAGAGUGAUGACAAUCUGGUGGUGGAUGUCUCCAAUGAGGAUCCUGUCUCUCCUAGAGGAAGCCCUUCCCACUCCCCUCAUGAGAAUGGAUUGGACAAAAGCCGUCUGCUGAAAAAGGAAGUCCCUCCUCUAAGCCCUGCCUCCAUAGCGUCGUCCAGUAGCACACCCUCGACCAGGUCCAAAGACCUCAACGUGGUCAGUCUCAUCAGGGCCUGCACCCUUUCCUCACAAAAUGAUUUAUUAAAACUGUUUGAGUUUUUGAGUGAAUUACAACAAAUUAAAUUCUUUCAGAAUGAGAAAUCCAGUACCCCCACGCCUCGAUCAGAUGCCCCCACCCCUCGUUCAGACGCCCCCACCCCUCGGUCAGAUGCCCCCACCCCAAGCAGUACCUCAACCCCUGGUCUGAGACAUGCAGGGGGGAAACCCCCUGGAGUUGAGGGCCUAGUCUCUGGCCUGCGAGUUCCCAUGGCGAUGCCUUGUCCGUACCCUGGGGCUUUCAGCAUGGUCACCCACCCAGGGCUCAACGGGCUGAGCAGCGAUGUGGGCGGGGCCGGCGCGGCCUACGCCUCCCUCCAUCUCUCCCCUCAGAUGAGUGCAGCUGCUGCCGCCGCUGUGGCAGCCUACGGUCGGUCACAGGUGGUGACCUUUGACCCGCAUCACCACAUAAGAGUUCCCGGUCUUCCUCCCAAUCUUUCUAACAUUCCUGGAGGAAAACCGGCCUACUCCUACCACAUCAGCACUGAGGGCCAGAUGCAGCCGGUGCCAUUUCCUCCGGAUGCCCUGAUUGGCCCGGGGAUUCCGCGACAUGCCCGGCAGAUCAACACGCUGAGCCACGGAGAGGUGGUUUGUGCCGUCACCAUCUCCAACCCCACCAAGCACGUCUACACUGGAGGGAAAGGCUGUGUCAAGAUCUGGGACAUCAGCCACCCAGGGACCAAGAACCCUGUGUCUCAGUUGGACUGUCUGAACAGAGACAACUACAUCCGCUCCUGUCGGCUACUGCCUGAUGGGCGGACUUUGAUUGUAGGAGGCGAGGCCUCCACACUGUCAAUCUGGGACCUAGCCACACCCACGCCACGUAUCAAGGCAGAACUUACAUCCUCUGCCCCAGCAUGCUAUGCCCUUGCCAUCUCCCCAGACGCCAAGGUCUGUUUUUCCUGCUGCAGUGACGGGAACAUCGCCGUCUGGGACCUGCACAACCAGACCCUGGUCAGGCAGUUCCAGGGUCAUACAGACGGGGCCAGUUGUAUAGACAUCUCCCAUGACGGAACCAAACUGUGGACUGGAGGUCUGGACAACACCGUCCGCUCCUGGGACCUGAGAGAGGGACGACAGCUGCAGCAACACAACUUCACCUCACAGAUAUUCUCCCUGGGCUACUGUCCUACAGGGGACUGGCUGGCCGUGGGCAUGGAGAACAGCAACGUGGAGGUCCUCCACCACAACAAACCUGACAAGUACCAGUUACACCUCCAUGACAGCUGUGUUCUCUCACUGAAGUUUGCCCACUGUGGGAAGUGGUUUGUGAGCACUGGGAAAGACAACCUCCUGAACACAUGGAGGACCCCUUAUGGAGCCAGUAUCUUCCAGUCUAAGGAGUCAUCCUCAGUGUUGAGCUGUGACAUCUCUGGAGAUGAUAAGUACAUUGUGACUGGCUCUGGAGACAAGAAGGCCACCGUCUACGAAGUCAUCUACUAGAUCUCACCUUUCCUGACCCGACCAACAAUUCUCCAUGACUACAAGUCUACGAGAUCAUCUACUAGACCUGACCUUUCCUGAACUGACUCCCCUCACCCCAGGAUUGCCUGUGUCAACUACCAUGUAAAUACAGACUGAUUCUGGAUCGGUUACUGCCAUGUAAAUACAGACUGAUCCCUGAUCGGUUACUGCCAUGUAAAUACUGCCUGAUCCCUGAUCAGUUACUGUCUUGUAGAUACAGACUGAUCCCUGAUCAGUUACUGUCUUGUAGAUACAGACUGAUCCCUGAUCAGUUACUGUCAUGUAGAUACAGACUGAUCCCUGAUCAGUUACUGUCAUGUAGAUACAGACUGAUCCCUGAUCAGUUACUGUCAUGUAGAUACAGACUGAUCCCUGAUCAGUUACUGUCAUGUAGAUACAGACUGAUCCCUGAUCAGUUACUGUCAUGUAGAUACAGACUGAUCCCUGAUCAGUUACUGUCAUGUAGAUACAGACUGAUCCCUGAUCAGUUACUGUCAUGUAGAUACAGACUGAUCCCUGAUCAGUUACUGUCAUGUAGAUACAGACUGAUCCCUGAUCAGUUACUGUCAUGUAGAUACAGACUGAUCCCUGAUCAGUUACUAUCUUGUAGAUACAGACUGAUCCCUGAUCAGUUACUGUCUUGUAGAUAUAGGCUGGUCCCAAGACAGGAUGAUAACAGGA
This is a messenger RNA of Esox lucius (northern pike), 4137 nucleotides long. Its product is annotated as transducin-like enhancer protein 4. Gene Ontology annotation, biological process: regulation of DNA-templated transcription; negative regulation of canonical Wnt signaling pathway. The transcript is spliced from 19 exons. Gene Ontology annotation, cellular component: nucleus; transcription regulator complex. NCBI's taxonomy places the organism in Eukaryota, Metazoa, Chordata, Actinopteri, Esociformes, Esocidae. The record is from RefSeq and is a predicted model, not a curated record. The coding region runs from base 946 to 3435 and encodes 829 amino acids. Gene Ontology annotation, molecular function: transcription corepressor activity; protein binding.